AUGGCAGCCUGUUAUGUUGGAAAGUGUAUCUCCGUUUUUAUAGUUUCUUUUCUGUUGUACAUUCCAACGAUAAAGAUAUAUUCUAGGAAGAUCGACGAUGGAGGAUGGCACACGAAUGAAGAUGAUAUUAUUGCCACAGUAGGACCUUGUAACGUGGAAAUUAGAGAUUCAUCACUUAGCUAUGAUGAAUUUAUAAAAAAAUAUGCAUAUUCAUAUCCUGUGGUGCUAAAAGAUGUCUCCGACAAUUCACUUUUUAGAGAACUCUGCACUAAAGAGAAUCUGUUGCAAACAUUUGGUAAUAAAGAAGUAAAACUGAGUACUGCUAACACAUACUCAUAUGAAAAAGUUAUCGUUCCUUUUUCGAAGUAUGUAAAUGAAAUAUUGAAACCUCAGAAGUUAGAUGCACUUGGCAAUGAAACACAGUACAUGUUUGGUGAUAAUAACUAUACUGAAUGGGAUUCCUUGUUUCGUGUGUAUAAACAACCUCCGUAUAUACUUCCUGACACUGAAGGAAUUCUCAGUUUUGGAUUGGCAGGACCAGGUACUGGUGUACCAUUUCACUGGCAUGGCCCCGGAUUUGCAGAGGUUAUCUAUGGUAGAAAGAGAUGGUUUCUGUACCCCCCCGAAAAAACGCCGUCAUUUCAUCCAAAUAAAACAACAUUACAGUGGCUAAUGGAGGAUUAUCCCAAUCUACAUGAGCAGGAUAGACCACUAGAGUGUACAAUCAACCAAGGAGAGGCAAUAUAUUUUCCUGAUCGAUGGUGGCAUGGUACGCUGAACAUUGAUACAAGUGUAUUUGUAUCCACAUUUCUUGGACCAGAAAUUUUUUAAAAAUCAUUCUUCACAGGUUUUGUUUUUAAUUUAUAAUAUUUUAAAUUUAUUAUUCAUACAAGAAUGCAUUUGUGAUGAAUAUACUAAUAAAAAUGACAAUGAUUUCUUAACAAA
Messenger RNA from Saccoglossus kowalevskii, 945 nucleotides. Its product is annotated as jmjC domain-containing protein 8-like. Gene Ontology annotation, cellular component: nucleus. NCBI's taxonomy places the organism in Eukaryota, Metazoa, Hemichordata, Enteropneusta, Harrimaniidae. The record is from RefSeq and is a predicted model, not a curated record. Gene Ontology annotation, molecular function: cis-regulatory region sequence-specific DNA binding.